Messenger RNA from Hipposideros armiger (great roundleaf bat), 4340 nucleotides. RefSeq names its product solute carrier family 22 member 13 (gene SLC22A13). The transcript is spliced from 10 exons. Gene Ontology annotation, cellular component: membrane. Bases 36 to 1691 code for a protein of 551 amino acids. Gene Ontology annotation, biological process: transmembrane transport. Gene Ontology annotation, molecular function: transmembrane transporter activity. Lineage: Eukaryota; Metazoa; Chordata; Mammalia; Chiroptera; Hipposideridae. The record is from RefSeq and is a predicted model, not a curated record.
GUGGCCCAGGGCUGAGGACAUGGUGACGAGUAGACAUGGCUCAAUUUUCUGAGGUCCUGGCCGAAAUCGGCGACUUUGGUCGCUUCCAGAUACGGCUGUUGCUAAUGCUGAGUGUCCCCAACUUCCUGACUGCCUACUACAUGUUUGCCCAGGUCUUCAUCGUCCUGGAUGAGGCCCAUCAUUGCUCAGUGGCCUGGGUCAAGAACCACACUUUGAACCUGAGCGCUGCUGAGCAGCUGAACCUAAGUGUGCCUUUGGAUGCUGCAGGCAACCCAGAGCCCUGCCUCAUGUUCCGGCCGCCCCCUGACAGUGCCAGCCUAGAGGACAUCCUCAGCCACCGCUUCAAUGAAACACAGUCUUGCGAGAUGGGCUGGGACUACCCUGAAGACAGGCAACCGUCCCUAAUGAAUGAGUUCAACCUGGUUUGCCAUCGGAAGCACCUGAAGGAGACCUCGCAGUCAGUGUACAUGGCUGGGCUCCUCGUUGGCGCUGUCAUCUUUGGGCCUCUCUGCGACUUGAUUGGCCGCAAGGCCACUAUCCUGGUGCAGCUGCUCCUCUUCGCCAUCUUCGGUCUGGCCACAGCCUUUGUGCCCAGCUUUGAGCUCUACAUGGUCCUGCGCUUUGCUGUGGCCACUGCCGUUGCUGGAUAUACCUUCAGCAAUGUCACCCUCCUUACAGAGUGGGUGGGGCCCUCGCGGAGGACGCAGGCUGUGGUCCUGGCCCAGUGUAACUUCGCCCUCGGGCAGAUGGCGCUUGCGGGCCUCGCCUAUGGCGUCCGUAACUGGAGGCUCUUCCAGAUUGCUGGCACUGCACCUGUCUUGCUGCUCUUCUUCUACUUCUGGGCUCUGCCAGAAUCAGCAAGGUGGCUCCUGACCCGGGGGAGGGUAGAGGAGGCUAAACGAUUGAUCCAGAAGGCAGCCUCGGUCAACAAGCGGAAACUUUCCCCAGAGCUUCUGAGCCAGCUGGUCCCAGAGAAGACAGGCCCCUCAGGGAAUGCCCUGGAUCUGUUCAGGCACCCCCAGCUGCGGAAGGUGACCCUGAUUCUCUUCUUUGUCUGGUUUGUGGACAGUCUGGGGUACUUCGGCCUGAGUCUCCAAGUAGGGGACUUUGGCAUAGACAUCUACCUGACGCAGCUAAUCUUCGGAGCCGUUGAGGUGCCCGCCCGCUACUCCAGCAUCUUCAUGAUGCAGUGGUUUGGCCGCAAGUGGAGCCAGCUGGGGACUCUGGUUCUGGGUGGCCUCAUGUGUAUCGCCAUCAUCUUUGUCCCAGCAGAUCUGCCCGUGGUGGUCACUGUGCUGGCCGUGGUGGGGAAGAUUGCCACGGCUUCCGGAUUUACCAUCUCCUACGUGUACUCUGCUGAGCUCUUCCCCACCAUCAUCCGGCAGACGGGCAUGGGGCUCGUGGGCAUCACCUCAAGGAUUGGAGGCAUCAUCACGCCACUCGUGAUCCUGCUGGCCGACUACCAUGCAGCUCUCCCUAUGGUCAUCUACGGCAGCCUUCCCAUCGUGGCAGGCUUACUCUGUAUGCUGCUGCCAGAGACACGCGGCCAGCCCCUGAAGGAUACCAUCAAGGACCUGGAGCAGGGGCCCCCCGCACGGUCUCUGAAGUCAGCGCCCUCAGAAGUGGAAAUGAAGGCCGCAGGAAGAACGUCCGGCCCAGGGCUGGCCUGUGUGAGCAGCACGUACUUCUGAUGCCACCCCCGGGACACGGCUGGGACCUGAGGGCAGGACCAGCUUUGCCGAUGGACCUGGCUCAGCACCAGCACCCACUGCCAAGCCCACUCCCAGAGGCACUUGGGACAGGGCCUCCCGCCUUUCAUUACCUUUCUUAUCCUCAGGGCCCCACCUCUAACACCCUCUCUGGGUUAGGGUCUUGGGUGAGUUUUUGGCUUAGCUUGUUUUCUGAUCGUCUUAUGGGGCUCUGGCUCCCCUGAUCCUUUCAAUCUGGGCUCCCCCUGUCCUCAAAACACAGCCAAGCCCAGAACAGAUAGGGCCUUUCUAAGCGUGUGGAGUAAGAGGAGAAACAAUGUGAAUUGUGGACCCUGCCCAUGCAGGUGGAUGAAAAAGCUGUGGGUGAAGAGAAAAUGGUGGUUCCUUCGACUGGCUGGAGCAGGCCCUUCUGGCUAAGGUGGGGGGCCCAGGGCAUUUUGUCCUGCUGAGAUAAGACUAUGUCCGGUGGAAAUCAAAGCUUCCUCCUUGCAUUCUCCUCAACCAUCCUCUGGCCCCCUGCCCCGCACUCAGCUCACUGCUAACCUGUGUGGCUCAGGGACCACAACAAGCAGAGGUGGGUUCUGUUCCUCUCCAAGCCCCCCGCCUCCCUUUCUGCUGCUUCUGGCUCCUGCAGGGCCCGGACAGGGUGAGGGGAAAGGGCCGCUGUCUUGACUUAGCUGCCCCGGGUUGUAGCUCUUUCCAGGUUGUGCUGGCUGAUCAGCCGUGCACUCCAGCAGGCAUCUGAAAGUCGGCUCUGUCACGGGGCGUAUUCGUGGCUUUCCAGCAACCUUCUCAGGACCUCUGCGUUGUUCCCUAAUAUGAGCAAUGCCCUUAGCACUGACCUUGCGACCCUCGUCAGCUCCUGCUCCCAGCAUUGCUCCGCAAGUCGUCUCGCUUACUGCUCGCAUACCUUACCGCAGAAGACCCCCCUCUCAGGCAGGACCUCUUAAGCCAGGCUACCUGGCAGCUACUCGACCCACAUGAACACCAUACAUCCUUGUGCCACCAAGAGUGGGAUAAGAGCUCGGUUGGCCACUACGCCUUCCUUUGCCGUGCCUUCAAACGCAUCUCUGGCUGACCUCUCUUCGGACCGUAAGGUUCUGCCUCUCCUCACAGGCACCAGGGUUCAAAGAAGGGCUCUUCAGACCUCCCUCCCUUAAACGCACCGUCUCUGUUGGAGCGUGGAGGUGGAGGCAGGUGCUGGACCAGUUCUGCUCUUUGUCAGUCCAGCAUGGAAGCAUCCCGCUCCCCACUUUCGAUGACGUGGAUCUUUGUAAUGCACAGUUCUCAGCUUGGACAUGACAGGCAGAAGUUCUAUUUAACUCCCUGCUACACACCCAGUCAUGGAGUCCCAAGUCUAACGCUCCCCUUGGGGACACUCAAAAGUCCUUGGCGCUAUGUGACCCCCAGACUGAAACUGCCAAGGGGGGUAAGGGCCUGACUAGGAGGUAGGAGACGGCCAUUUCAAAGCUGAAGGCAGCUUUCUCCUCUAAGAUGUGGACUUGCAUCCUUUUGAGGCAGAAGGAUCUUCAUUCCUGGAGACUUAAAGGGACCCUUUAUUGACACAAGCAUAAAUGUAAGAUUCACCUGUUGCCUCUGGGCAGGUCUUUAAAGACUUGUAUCUCUUUAGGGAUCGUGAGCCACAGGGGAGAAAGAUGUAUGUAUGUAUGUAUUACAAAGUGCCCUGUGACGUGUUCUAGACAAAUGGGUACAUGUUCGUCUUUUAGCAGUUGCUGAUGGGAGGUGAGCAGCUGAGACCCUGGGACCUCAGAGGACAAGAUAUGCAGGCCUGAUCUUGACUCUACCCUGAGAAGCAGUGCCCAGCCUGGACUGGGCAGUGGCUGUUCUCUCUAGGGUGUUGGUGAGCACAGAAUAGCCCAGAUUUGGGGGACAUGCUAGCGCUGGACCCAUUACUCAUGUUAUCGUUAGCUUUGAGGGGGCGAGUACAGGACUCAUAUCUUGGGCCUUUGGGGGCAGGAGCCUUCUUACUCUGGGUCUCGGGCUUCCCAUUUUCUAGUGGAUGACUUUGUAGUUCCCUUUACACUGAUCCUCAAGGAUUCUAACCUCGGGUGCCCUGGCUGGGUGUGAAAGGCAAAGGGCUCCAGCAAUCUGCCCUCAGGGUCCAAUUAGAUAAGAAAGGAGGGCCAUCCCCCAUCCCAGAUCACUGCCAGGCACAUGGCAGGGCCGAGUCCUGAGUGUGGCCCUGACUCAUAUAUCACUAAGCUUUGCCUCACUCACCCACUCGCCUGUCAGGCAGGCCCUGCGUGCCUUGCCCUGCCUUUGGGAGUGUGCUGGACCCAGAGAUGCGCAACUCUUCUGCAGCUGUGAAACUGCUCCCAGAAUCUCGGAAUGAUGCCAUGGCUGAGGAGCAGAGGACACUGGUGUUAAACAAGGCCGCUGACCCCAUGUGCCAGGCCUGGCAGGACCCCCUGAGGUUGGACAUCCUGGAAGAGAACUGCAGGGCCGAUGAAAAGCAGGCAGGAGGGGGUGUAGAUGCCUUUUACUAGUGAAGACUCGCGAUGAGCAGGGGCUGCAGCUGUAAGGAUUUCUGCGAGUUUGAGGAACCAGAUCUACGUGCGGCUUGCAAGGCCACAUCCUUAUUAUUUUUUUUUUUAAGAUUUUAUUGGGGAA